GUCCCAACCGAGCCUUUUACUGCUGUUCAGCAUGCCUUCGGCAUCCGUCUCGCCUGUGCCGUCGCCGCCGAGGCCGCUAAACUUUUUCUUCAGAAGGGGGACACUCCUUCCCAGACGAUUGUUCCUUUCCGCGUAGAUUUUUCUUUCCCAUCCUGAUUACAGCCUCUGUGAAACCAGGCGAUAGGAACCGUCUGGUUGCUGUCGUUUCUUUUUCAUUCUUUUCGUACACCCCUAUCGCUGUGCUUGUGUCGAAUCGUUCUUGCAUUCUCCGUCCUGCCUCUUGCAAAGACAGAUUCUGUGCAGGCCGAGUUUGCCCGUGAUGGCUUCUGAUCAUAUGGAUAUUGACAAGCCGUCCACCUUGUACGCGCACAAGUCCUCUAGCCUCCCCUUCGGGCAAGAUGUGUCCUUGUCCUCGAUUGAUAGCCAGUCCUACGUGACGGCGCAAACCCUCGUCCAGCAGGUGGCCUACACAUUGUCUGACAAAAUCUUCACCUACUCGCCAGAGACCUUCGACUUGGACCUUUCGCUGAAGAGCUGGAAAGGGGAUGGAGAGAUCAAUGCGUUUGGUUAUGUGCCCGGCGUGCUGACCAUGGAGACGCGAAUCGGUGCCGGCUUAAUCGCUCUGGGCUAUGUUUUCUCUAAGGACUUCGACCUUAAGAAGAGGCACAUCCCACAGGCCAUCGUGGCCUCGAGCGCCAGCUUGAACUACCUGCGCCCAUCGCUCGACCAACUGAGUCUGCUGCACGAACUCACAAGCCCCUUUGUGGCCCACGUUGCCGCAGUGGACUACACAGCCGAUGGACUCGUCACGGAUUACCUCACCAGCCUGAGCAUUGCCGACGAACUCAGCCUCGGCUUAAUCACCAGCACGUCUGCCCACGAAGUGCAGCACAUGUCCUUGUUAGCCACACUACUUGCCAAAGUUAUUCCUACCAUCCACACUUUCGAUGGUGUGAACGUUGCUCGCGAAACCCUUCGGAUCCCGGCCGCACUGGAUCAAAAGACCUUGGCUGCCAAGUACGGUGCCGUAGAGAAGGCGAUCUCCGCUACAGAGCUUAAGCAUUCAGACAGCGAAGGCAAGCUGUUACAGGUGCUGAAAGCGUUCAAUUCAGCGCUUGGCACGCAGUACGCACCAUUCGAAUACGUUGGCCAUCCAUCCGCGGAGCACGUGCUCGUUGUAUUUGGUACCUUGGAGGCGUCCAUCUCGGGCCAAGUGGUUGCCAAGCUGGUCAAAGAUGGUGCAAAGGUUGGCGUGGUAAAUGUCCGCGUCUAUCGACCUUUCGUCGAGGAUGAGUUCGUCAGGGCUUUACCUAAGAGCGUCAAGUCUAUUGCUGUUCUCGGCCAAGUUGAGGACGAAUUAGCUGUUGCAGACGCCAGCAUCUCGUCCUUGCUUUACAAAGAUGUUCUUGCUGCCCUAAGCUUCUCUACGUUCUUGUCCGAGCAGCCGGCGAUCUCCGAUAUCAAGUAUGGAAAGUCCACGGUCUGGUCGCCUGCCGCCAUCUUCAAGGUCUUCCAACAGAUUGUAGGCGCAAAGAGUCUUGGCGAGUAUACAAGCAUCGCCACAUUUGACGACACGACUCACCAGUCUACUUUCUGGGCGUUGAGCGACUCUCCCGCGGCUUUUGCGCCGCUUGCGCUCGGUCAAUUACUGUCGUCUUUCUCAGGCUCCUACGUUUCUGUCCGCGCUGCGCACGACAACCUGAUCCAGGGCGGUGUUGUGAAGACAGACAUUCGCACUUCACGCCAGUCCAGCCAGGCAGCUUACUCUAUCGACUCGGCAGAUGUAGUGUUUGUCAGCGGCGAGAAAUUGCUAGGUGAAUAUGAUCCUCUGAACUCGAUGAAAAAUGGUGGCGCACUCGUGGUUUCGCUUCCCGGAUUCAAGGACGAGCAUCUGGAGAAGAAACUUCCUGUCGGUCUGCGACAAGGUAUCGUGGCGAAGGGCGUCAAGCUCUUUGUAAUCGAUGCCACGCUUUCCGCCAAGGUCUCUGAAAGCGCCGACCUUGAGUCAUUGCUUAUUCAGCUUGUCUAUUUGAAGCUCGCUGGCUAUCUAGGCUCUACAAAGGUGCUUGAGAAGCUGGCCACUAUAAACGGUGAUCUUGCGACGAUCAAUGCUAUCGCGGCUGAAAUUGAAACAGUUUUCAAGCCUGUCCAGGUUCCAGAGUCAUGGGCUACGAUCGAGCCCGAGGUUGAGAAGAUAUCUCUGCCGACGGAGGUCAAAGUCAACAGCUUUGCCAAGUUUGAACGCGUCGAUCCAAGCCCGCCAAACGAGCUCGAAGAUUGGACCACGGUUGCAAAAGGUCUGCUCUUCAAGGAAGCUUACGGCACACGAUCCGCGCUUCGACCAGAUCUGGGCGUCAAAACUGCAGUGGUGCAUGUUAAGGAACGUCGUCGUCUCACGCCUCUCACUUACGACCGGAACAUAUUCCAUAUCGAAUUUGACCUUGGCGAUUCAGGAGUCACAUACGCCAUUGGCGAGGCUCUUGGUAUCCACGCAGAGAAUGACAAGACCGAGGUCGAAGAGUUUAUCAAGUGGUACGGUCUCAACGCGGACGAGAUUGUGCAGGUGCCCAGCCGCGAGGAUCCAGACGUUCUCGAGAGCCGAACCGUAUACCAAGCGCUCCUCCAAAACGUGGACAUCUUUGGACGGCCGCCGAAGAAAUUCUACGAGGCCCUUGCUGAGUUUGCUACGGAUGAGAAGGAGAAGAAGGCCCUUCUCACUCUCAGCACGCCCGAGGGUGCCACUGAGUUCAAGCGUCGCGCCGAAGUUGACACCAUCACCUUCGCUGACAUCCUGCUCGAACAUCCGUCCGCGCAUCCAAGUUUCCACGACCUUGUUCGCAUCGUCAGCCCCAUGAAGCGACGCGAGUACUCGAUCGCAUCUUCCCAACGCGUCACGCCCAAUUCCGUGUCGCUCCUCAUCGUGACCGUGAACUGGGUCGAUCCUAAGGGCCGUGACCGCUUCGGCCAAGCGACGAGGUAUCUGAACAGCCUCCCCGUUGGAGCCCCCGUCACCGUCUCCGUCAAGCCGUCCGUGAUGAAGCUGCCGGCCAAGACCACGGCCCCCAUCAUCAUGGCUGGCCUGGGCACCGGCCUAGCGCCGUUCCGUGCCUUCGUCCAGGAACGUGCACUCCAGAAGCAACAGGGCCACGAGAUCGGUGCUGUGAUGCUGUACAUGGGCUCGCGUCACCAGAAGGAAGAGUACUUGUACGGCGAAGAGUGGGAGGCAUACCGCGAUGCCGGGAUCAUCACGCACAUGGGCUGCGCCUUCUCUCGAGAUCAGCCUGAGAAGAUCUACAUCCAGGACCGCAUGCGGCAGACUAUGGAGCAAGUCAGACAGGCUUACUUCAAAGAGCAGGGAAGCUUCUACCUGUGCGGACCGACCUGGCCUGUUCCCGAUGUUACGGAGGUGUUGCAGGAGGCCUUCGAGACCGAGGAGAGGAGCCGAGGCGUCACGAAGAAGAUUGACAGCCGAAGGGCCAUCGAAGAGUUGAAGGACCAGGGCAGAUAUGUGUUGGAAGUGUAUUAGCUUUUCUUCUGACUUCAAAAGUUGGACGACAUCUUUUUGUGCGUGCUGAGAACUUGCUGGUGUGCACCUUGGACGUGUGCGGAAACACUAUGUUGUAGACUGUAUUCCAUUUCCCUUUGCUUCAUUGCUCAGUUGACUUGGCAAUAUAAACAGAGUCUUGGCCCUUUCUUGAACCCGAAAA
Messenger RNA from Verruconis gallopava, 3707 nucleotides. RefSeq lists its product as uncharacterized. Gene Ontology annotation, cellular component: cytosol. The transcript has a single exon. Bases 320 to 3526 code for a protein of 1068 amino acids. The record is from RefSeq and is a predicted model, not a curated record. Gene Ontology annotation, molecular function: sulfite reductase (NADPH) activity; flavin adenine dinucleotide binding; FMN binding. NCBI's taxonomy places the organism in Eukaryota, Fungi, Ascomycota, Dothideomycetes, Venturiales, Sympoventuriaceae.